AUGGAUCAACAACAGCAAAGUAACAAAGCUCAUAGAGGUGGAUCAAAGAAGGUUGGAGCAAAGAAAAAGUUGCAUAAUGAUGGACAGAACAAGAAGGCGUUUGCUGUUUCUGCUCCAAGAAAAUUGGAACGUAUGGCAAGACGAUCUCACGAUGUGAAUGAAAAGAAAUUGCAUGUUCCGAUGGUCGAUAGAACACCUGACGAUGACCCACCACCUAUUAUUGUUGCGGUGGUUGGGCCUCCUGGUACAGGUAAAUCUACUUUGAUCAAGUCAUUGAUUCGAAGAUUAACUAAAACCACAUUAUCGGAAAUCAAUGGACCAGUCACUGUAGUCAGUGGUAAGAGGAGAAGAUUAACUUUUAUUGAAGUUAACAACGACUUGAACUCCAUGAUUGAUAUUGCCAAGGUGGCAGAUUUGGUUUUGUUGUUAAUCGACGGUAAUUAUGGUUUGGAGAUGGAAACUAUGGAAUUCUUGAAUAUUGCUCAACACCACGGUAUGCCAAGAGUAUUGGGUGUUGCUACACAUUUGGAUUUGUUCAAAUCACAACUGACUUUAAGAACUAGUAAGAAAAGGUUAAAGCAUAGAUUUUGGACAGAAGUUUACCAGGGGGCUAAAUUGUUUUACUUAUCAGGGGUCAUCAAUGGUCGUUAUCCGGAUAGAGAGAUUUUAAACUUGUCGAGAUUCAUUUCUGUGAUGAAAUUCAGACCUUUGAAAUGGAGAAAUGAACAUCCAUACUUAUUGGGUGAUAGAAUUACUGACUUGACUCAUCCUCAAUUAAUUGCAGAAAAUCCUAAAUGUGACCGUAAGGUAGCAGUAUAUGGUUAUCUUCAUGGUACACCAUUACCAUCAGAAAAUGCUCACGUACAUAUAGCCGGUGUUGGUGAUUAUUAUGCUAGUUCUGUUGAAAAAUUACCUGAUCCUUGUCCAACACCAUACUUUGAGCAACGUUUAGAAGAAAUUGAAAGAGAAAAGUUGAAAAAUGCGAGUGAGUCAGGAAGUGAAGUUGCCAAAACUACUAGACGUAGAAAGAGAUUGGAAGACAAGCAAAAGAUUAUUUAUGCACCAAUGUCAAAUGUUGGAGGUGUUUUGGUCGAUAAGGAUGCCGUGUAUAUUGACAUCGGUAAAGAGAGUUUUAAGAAUUCAGGAGAUUCAAAUGAGAUUCAAGGUGAAGGUGAAAAACUUGUCACUGACUUGCAGGAAGUUACUAAAACUAUGGCUGAAAGAUUAGAAGAGGAUUCAGGAUUACAAUUGUUCUCCAAUUCUAAAGUAUUAAAUGAGGUGGAAGAAUAUGAAUCUGAUGAUGAUGAGGAGGACGAUGAAGAUGACAACGAAGAGGUUGUUGACACAGGUCGUUCCACUUUGAGAAAAGCUAGAGUUUAUGGAAAGUCUAUUGCUGAAGAUGAUGAAUUCGAUGGUGUUGUUUCAGGGGACGAAGAUAAUGAUGAUUUAUCAAGUGAUGACGAUGAUGCUAACCUGCGUGUUCCACGAACUGUCGAGGUAGAUUUUGGAGCCAAUAACAAAUAUCGUGAGAAUGAAUUAGAAUAUGAAGAAGACUCCAGUUUAUCAUCGGACGAAGAUUACUAUAAGUCUGCAGCUACCAAAUUAAAAGGGUCGGUGCAAAGAAGAUGGAAUAUUAACAAGUUGUUAUAUUUGAAUACUUUAGAUCCAUUAGAUGUUUUAAAGAAGUGGAGAAAUGAAGAAACUGAUGAUGAGGAAGAGGAAGAUAUUCGAAAAGUUGACGACGAAGAUGACACUUUCUUCACUAAAAAGAAGACUCUUAAUUACCACGAAGAUUUGGAUCUUUCCAAGCCUAGUUUCCCUUCGCUUGAAGUCUUGAAGGCUAAAUUCGAUAAGAAUAAUGAUAGUUCAAGUGAUGAUGAAUAUGAAAAUGGGUAUAAACUUUUAAAGGCUCGUUUGUUGACUGCACCAGAUUUGAACUCUCUGAAUGAUGUGGAGGGAGAUGAAAACAACGGUGGCAAUAACGGAGAUGACGAUGACGAAGAAUUGUACGGUGAUUUUGAAGAUUUGGAAGCCGGUGAUAAUGAUGGUGACGAAGAGAGUGAAAAACCACAAACCAAAUCCGAUUCUGAGGAUGAAGAUGAUUUUGCUGACUUUGAAGCGGAAGAGCAGAAAGACAAUGGUGUUGAAGAUCCAAACGAAGAGUCUAUGACUACUGAAGAGAAAAGACAGUUGAAUGCCGCCAAGAAAGCAAAAUUACAAUUACAAUUUGAAGAGGAAGAAGACCGAGAAUUCGGAGCAGAUGAUCCUGAAGAAGAGGCAGAAACUUGGUACGAAUUUCAGAAAAAUAAAAUGGCCAAGCAAUUGGAAAUCAACCGUGCAGAAUAUGAGGAAAUGACUCCAGAUUUGCGUAUCAAAAUUGAAGGUUAUCGUGCUGGUUCAUAUGUAAAGAUAGUAUUUGAGAAUAUGCCAUGUGAAUUUAUUGACAACUUCGAUCCACUGUAUCCACUUAUUUUGGGUGGUUUGCUCAACACAGAAUCCAGAUUUGGAAUCAUGAAUGCCAGAAUAAGACGACACAGAUGGCACAAGAAAAUCUUAAAAUCACAAGAUCCAUUGAUUCUAUCAUUGGGAUGGCGUCGUUUCCAAACAUUGCCAAUAUAUACAACUAGUGAUUCUAGAACUAGAAACAGAAUGUUGAAGUAUACUCCUGAACAUGCUUAUUGUUUUGCUUCAUUCUAUGGGCCAUUGGUUGCUCCUAACACAACAUUCGUUGGAUUUAACCUUGUUGACAAUGGUUCUACAACAGGAGCUUUUAGAGUUGCAGCUACAGGUAUUAUUGAGGAUUUGAAUGCCAGCACUGAAAUAGUCAAAAAGUUGAAAUUGGUUGGGUAUCCUUACAAGAUUUUCCGAAACACUGCUUUUAUCAAAGAUAUGUUUUCAAAUUCAUUGGAGGUUGCUAAAUUCGAAGGUGCUCAGAUCCGAACAGUGUCAGGUAUCAGGGGUGAAAUUAAGCGUGCAUUGUCAAAACCUGAUGGUUAUUUCAGAGCUACCUUUGAAGAUAAAAUAUUAAUGUCAGAUACUAUCUUCUUAAAAACCUGGUAUCCAGUGAAAGUCAAGAAGUUCUAUAAUCCUGUGACCUCGUUGUUAAUUGAAAGACAAUCUGAAUGGAAAGGUAUGAGACUUACUGGACAAGUUAGGGCUGAAGCAAAUAUUCCUACCCCAUUGAAUAAUGAUUCUCAAUACAAGAAGAUAGAAAGAGCCGAAAGAAGGUUUAAUCCAUUGAAAGUACCUAAAUCAAUUCAAGCUGAAUUACCAUUCAAGUCACAGAUACAUGCAAUGAAGCCGCAAAAGAAGAAAACCUACAUGAGUAAGCGUGCUGUUGUGUUAGGAGGUGAAGAAAAGAAAGCUAGAGACUUGAUACAAAAGAUCAACACUAUCAGGAAAGAAAAGGAUUCGAAGAGAAAAGCCAAGAAGGAUGAGAAAUUUAAAGAGAAGUUAAAGAAGAUCGCCAAAGUUGAAGAGCUUCGAAAAGAGAAAGAACGUGAAAGAAAGAAGGAAUUUUUCAGCAAGGAAGGAAAGAAAAGAAAGUUGGCAUCUAGUGGAAGUCAAGCCUUUGGCAAAAAACAAAAAGUAUAG
Messenger RNA from Candida tropicalis MYA-3404, 3594 nucleotides. It is a transcript of the gene BMS1, whose product is annotated as GTPase. Bases 1 to 3594 code for a protein of 1197 amino acids. The record is from RefSeq and is a predicted model, not a curated record. The transcript has a single exon. Gene Ontology annotation, molecular function: GTPase activity; GTP binding; U3 snoRNA binding. NCBI's taxonomy places the organism in Eukaryota, Fungi, Ascomycota, Pichiomycetes, Serinales, Debaryomycetaceae. Gene Ontology annotation, cellular component: nucleus; 90S preribosome. Gene Ontology annotation, biological process: maturation of SSU-rRNA from tricistronic rRNA transcript (SSU-rRNA, 5.8S rRNA, LSU-rRNA); endonucleolytic cleavage of tricistronic rRNA transcript (SSU-rRNA, 5.8S rRNA, LSU-rRNA); ribosome biogenesis.